Paramisgurnus dabryanus is the source of this 6149-nucleotide messenger RNA. The record is from RefSeq and is a predicted model, not a curated record. NCBI's taxonomy places the organism in Eukaryota, Metazoa, Chordata, Actinopteri, Cypriniformes, Cobitidae.
UUAAAACAACCUUUCCUAUCCUGAGGGCAGACACCAGUCUGCAUAUUUUGGAUUUUUGCGAAGAAGAUUCAGUCGAUACCGUGCUGAAUGCUCGCACCAAUCCUGCCAAUCCCAAGCCAAAGGAUGCGUCAUCUACUAGCGAUGAGGUGCCUGGGGCGAUUGGUUUUACCAGCAGGAUGCACCAAGAAAGAGAAGACUCCGAUGGCAAACAGGGAAAAAACAGCAAAAUCCGUUAAAAGAAAAAUUGCAAAAUUUUUCCGUACAAUGGGGAAGAAGAUUAUGAGCCCCUUUGUUCACUGCUUCGGGAGGAACAAAGUGGUACCUUUCAUACCCUCCCCAGAGCUGAAACCGGGGAAUCCGGGGAAGGCCAAUGAUGAUCUGGUCAAAUCACAGAUGAAGAUCAGUUCCGGGAUGAAGGGUGAUGAUAAUAUUGCCCAUCCCGUGGCAAAGGCAGACUAUGAUCUGCCAAAUACUACAAAGACUGUUGAUGUAUCGUCCGCCACCCAGCAUUACACUGGCACUUAUUCCAUCAGUAAUGGACUUAAGGCUACCGAUGACCAAGCCUUAACCAAGCUGGGGCCAGAGAAACGUCUGACCAAUUUCGUCUUGAACUCUGAUGCCAGUUCAGCCGAGCCUCAGAUGACUGGCAUUUAUUUGGUCAGCGACGGACAAAAGGUUGAUGAAACAGAUGAGGGGCUUGGGGCGAGUGGCUUUACCUGCAGAAUGUACCAAAAAAGCCAUGAAUCUGAUGACAAACAGGUAGCCAUCGAGCAGGUUUUGGAAUGGAAACAUAAUCCUUACACUGAUACUAAGGCUAACAACAAUUCAGAUGAUGCCAAAUUUAAGACUGGCACCAUUCCCAAGACAAAGGGUUUCAUUAUUCCAUGUGAACCCAAGGAGAAGACGGACACCAACCCUGCCAAUCCCAAGCCAAAGAAGCCAACCUCAUCUACUAGCCAUGAGGUGCCUGGGGCGAUUGGCUUUACCGGCAGGAUGUACCAAAACAGCCAUGAAUCUGAUGGCAAACGGGUCAACAUCAAGCAAGUGUCAAAAUGGACCCGUAACCCCUGCAUUGAUAUUGCGAUGCCAAAUUAAAGACGGGCACCAUUCCCAAGGCAAAGGUUGGCACAGGUGUUGGCAAUCCAGUUCGAAAGCCUAUUGUUAUUCCAUGAAGUAUCAUGGUGAAGACAGACAACAAACCUGCGGUUCCCAAGAAGACGGCUGGUUUUCAUCCACGUGAUACCAAAGUGAAGGCAGACCCCAAACCUGCCAUCCCUAAGAAGAUGCCUGUUUUUUAGCAGCGUGAUACCAAAUGUGAAGGCAGUAACUAAACCUGCCAUUCCCAAGAAGACAGCUGGCCCCAGUUUUGAAUUUUUGAUUUGAAAGUUGAUAGAAGUCACUCUAUCAAAAGAACCUCUACAGACCAGUACAUGUGUUUAAGUGUUAACAAACAGCUGCAGGGUUCUGUUAAUAAAUGUUGGUUUACCCUCUGUUUAGGCAGGGAAGAUUAGCAUAACGUGCUAAAAUUUGUGUUAUCCUCUGUUUAUCAGAGAAGAAAUUUUGGUUAUCCUCUGUUUAGGCAGAGAAAAAUUUGGUUAUCCUCUGCUUCGUCAGAGAAGAAGCUUGGUGUAUCUUUUGUGUAUCAGGGAAGAAGCAUUUUGGUUAUCUUCUGUUUAGCCAGAGAAGUUUGGUUUAACUUGUUUACCACAGAUUGUUAAAAGAAAUCCACUUUAAGGAAAUAAUGGUUAAAAGGCAUCCUGGACUGAUUCCCACAACUGAGAAAGGUGGACUUGCAACCCCUUUAUGGUCAGACAAUGAGUUUAGCUCAAUCCUGAAUAAUCACAUGGAUUCUAUUGUGUCAGAAUCAGUUAGACAGAAUCUAACACAGAAAUUUGGUAUUGAUCCAGAUAGGACGUGGACUCUUGAAGAGUGUAAGAAAGUUUUGGGGGCCUGUGUUAGAAAGAACAACACAAAAGGCAUUAUCUACUGUUACAGAGAAUGCAGUUUGGCUUUAGCUGCAAAGCAAACUGAGUGUAUUGCAAAACUAGAGAAGAAAAUUCAAGAUUUGUGUUCUCAUGCUAUCUCUCCUAAUGAGAAGAUAGGCCAUGACAUGUCUUCACUAGAAGACAAUCAGAAACAACACUCAGAUGUUCAUCCUGACUUACAGUCUGUUAGACAGGAACACAGUGUUUGUGUUAAUCACAGAAAUAAUACAAGUGACAAAACAUGUGAUUCAGUUAAGGUGUGUGGAGCAAGGAAAAAGGCUCAAAGUGAAAAUGUUGGAACUGUAUUUCCUUCAAUGUCAGUAGUCCAGCUACAAGAUGUAGCCCCAGAAACAAUAGAUAGACUUGCUGAGAGUUUAAAAGGGGGAUGAGUUUAUUUAGAAUUUAAGAUGUUGAUAGCUCCUAUGUUGACAGGGACAGACUAGGACACAUGGACCAGUGAGGAGCCCAGGGCAGAACUGAAUGCAAUAAGCGUCGGGGGCCAAACCCUGUGGUGAAGAUUCCCUCAUAGCUUUUUCCCCUCAUGUAGUUCAUCCUCACCUCACCUGGUCCUUAGGUCAGGGUUCCCGCGGGGUCUUAAAAAGUCUAAAAUUCAGAAUGUUAAAUUUAAGGCCUUAAAAAGUCUUAAAAACACCCAGAUUUUGAGCCUAGGUCUUAAAUUUAUUUUACGCAAGUCUUAAAUUUCUUACCUCCAUUCAUUCCCGAAAAGCUUUGUCCGCAGAAAAUAUAAUAGUAAUUUAAAAAGCUGAAGAACUAACUUAAUCAGUGGCGGAGGCAGAAAGUAUGAUGGGUGCGUAUCUAAAAAGAAAUGUUCCGCACUUUGUCAUAAUCCACGCAAAUCGUGCCAUAAGCUAUAUUUCAGGUGUUGUGAUCUGACUGUAUAAUACUGUGGGGUUUGGCGAGAAACAACCCUUAAAUUUAGUUUUUUAUAAGCAAAAAUCUUUUUCGGGGUAAUUUAACCAACUAGCCCGUGGCUUACCUGAGCAUUUGCCAGGUUCUGAAACAUAGAGGACACAGAAGCGGAAAAAAAUCAUCAACACUGCUUUAUUGAAAAUCAACUUAAACAGUCGGGCCGUCGAGUCACCAACAGCGUGUCAACUUUAGCGUUAAACAGUUUUAUAUUUUAGACUUUAAUAUUGCUCUCUGCUGCAAUGCACUCGAACCAAACGCGCUUCCCCUUCAGCUCUCCACAAACAGCAGCGAUUGGUGGACGGAAAGCAAGAAAGUACCGUAAUAAACCAUAUAUUUCCAAAAAGCACAAUUGUCUUCUUUCAGGUACAAUUCAAACUUUUUUGAUAGCGCAAAUGCUUCAGGAGUUACGGUUAAAUCAAUAGCGGUAGAAUCAGAGACCUGUAGCCUCUGGAGCUCGCAUGGGCAGGCUGCUGCAUACGUUCAUCAAGCCUGGUUUAUUUAACUGAGCAUUACAUUCGCAAGUCAUAAGCAUAUUAGAACAAUUUACAAUUAAAUAAGAAUAAUAAUUAAUAUUUUAAAGUUAAUUUCAAUGUGAAUAUUCUGAAAUAAGCCAGUCUUUUUGACGUAUGCAGCCUAGAAAUGCGAUCCUUCAGAGUGUACAGCCUUCGGAUUGAGAAACAGUCAAUGGAUAACGUUAGCAACACAUAACAAACCGCGAACAGCUUUUUAAUGGUAAAUUUCGUUUUCUUAAUGCAGUUUCAUCCGUUAUUGUGUGUAAUUAGAAAGGCUAUUAAAUGUGAUGACGGAUAUAUAGUGCAUAUUUAUGCAUAAAACGUACGGGUGGAGUGUUUUUGGCUCCGUGAUUCUGCUGGUUUAUUCAAUUAAAUGCAAUAAAUUAAUUUAUUAAUAACUUGCAUUAAUAUAAUGCAUAUAUUAAUGCUUUUAGGGAUUAAUCAUAAUUGAAAAUGAUCUUUUGUUCUUAAUAUAUUUAUAAAUCAAACAGGCAUAAUAUACACAGCACACAGUCAGUUGUACAUUAUAAACAGGCUAAGAAUAAUAAUUAUGAAUUAAAACAUUAUGAAUUAAACAUUAUGGGGUGGUUUACCGGACAGGGAUUAGUUUAAGAGAGGACUAAGCCAUAUUUUAAUGAAGUAUAACUAGUUUUAACAAACAUGCCUUACUAAACACAUUACUUUUGUGCAUUUUUAUGUAUUUUAAGAUAUGUCAGUGCAAGUUGUUUUCAGUAGUCUAAUCCCUGUCUGGGAACCCCCCCUAUAAGCUUACAUACUACACAGUGUGAUGCAUUUUAAAGCUUUAAAGUUGUAUGAGGCAGUGUAAAACUAGGCACAAACCAGCAGCUGACCAUACUAAGAGAUCUCAUUUUAGUGGAUUUUAUUUGUCAAAAAACAUUGUUGAUAGAAUUUUAUAAAAAUACUACUUACAGAUAUUUGUGUGAUAUAUAGAUAUUGUAAAUUAAUGCAUUUCUUGACUAUUAAUUAAGAAAAAUCUUAGCUCUUUCUUCUGAAGUCUCCAUGAAUCACGUGACGGCCGAGCUUUUUGGGCUUCCAUUGUCAGAAGUCUCUUCCUAAAUGGCUGUGGGUAGAAUAGGGUUAAGCAUAAUGUAUUUUCAUGUAUUUUAAUUAUCUGUUUUAAUACUGUGUUUAUUUUAUAUUUUUCUAUAACUGAAUCAAUAAAAAUAGAACGUUUUGAGAAUUUCUGAGAUAAUUCGUGUUAGUCUUAAAUUUUACUCAUAAUGGUCUUAAAAGUUCUUAAAAAGGUCUUAAAUUUAACUUGCUGGAACCUGCAAGAACCCUGUUAGGUGUCAAACUAAAACAGACUAGGUUAAAAAAAUAAAAAUCUAUACGAUCACAAGGAAGUUAAAAUGAUAUGAUAACAAGGAUAUUUUAAACAUAAAAUGUAGUAUGAGAGUACUGCUCUUUCGUGUCUUUCUUUUUGUGUUGCAGAUACUGGACAUGACAGUGACACCCUGGUGUGAGUCACCCUGGAUGCGUUUACACAGACCCCAUCCUGCCGUAAUGGUUAUCUGAUUAAAGGUUUUGCCAUCAAAGUCAAAGUCAUCAAAUCCUCCUCAAAACAAAACAAGUCAAAGGGAUAUCAACAUCAAGUCCUAUACAAUAGACCGGUGUUGUUGGGUAACUCCAGUAUAUAGUUUGCCACCGUUUGCCACUGAACCUGCAUUAACGACGACAGUGGGGCCUCUGGCCUUAGUCAAACGGGUUGGCACGCAUGGUCACCAAAAUCCUCCACAACACAAAACAAGUCAAAGUUUUGCCAUCAAAGUCAUCAAAAUCCUCCUAAAAACAAAACAAGUCAAAGUUUUGCCAUCAAAGUCAAAGUCAUCAAAUCCUCCUCAAAACAAAACAAGUCAAAGUUUUGCCGUCAAAGUCAUCAAAUCCUCCUCAAAACAAAACAAAGUCUGCGGCUGCGCCGACUGCCGCCAGAAUAAAGUAAUGUACACGAUCAAAACACUAUCAAAACUCUGAAAAGCGACACGGAUGCAGCAGAAAAUUGAUAAUUUGGGCAUUUUAAACAGAUUAAAAGAUUAAUGGACGCUUUUUUUAUUUUUGAGGUUGCUUGCAAAAUCCAUUUGGCUCAAAAAUCCGAGGGGGCACGUGCCCCCUCAGUUUCAAUGGGCAUGACGCCUCUGCAUACACUUACAAGGAAUAACUUUCUGUCUGUCAGGACCCUCCUCCUUCUGGACACUCCUGCCUCUGGACCCUCCUCCCUCCAUCAGAUGACCAAACAUUUGGAAAGAUGACACCGGCCCUGCAAGGACUUCAGACAAUGCCUUCUUUAGAUCAUAAACUGUUUACAAUGUUUUAAGUUGUAAUGAUUAGAAAUGUGUUUUUAAUGUGUAUUUUACAUGUGUACUUUUGUGUCCUCCUGUAAAGCCGCUUUAUUACAUAAAUGUUAAUUGACAUGUACUUGAAUGUAACUACUCAACAAGGUAUACAUCAUAAUCAUACUUCAAUAAAUUUCAAUAUCUGUCAAUAAGAAAGCUAUUAAAAAUAUAAACAUUUUAUAUUCUAAUUUAAUGAUUGUAGUAUUAUUUUAUGAUUGUAGUAUUAUUUUAUGCCCUCUUAUGUAUGCCAUAUUAUGUAAAUAUUGAAUCACACUAUGUUUUGUUACUUGGAAUUUGUUCUUGUAUCUUAUAUUUGUGAUUAUUGCAAUAAAUAAACAAAAAUACCUUACGUUUCUCAUACUCUGCAAUGU